UCCUAUCUGAGGUUUUCCUGGGUCAGCUCUUUGAGGCUGUGGAGUUGGAGGGCAGCCAACCUGAGCUUGGAGACCUCUUCCUGUUCAGGCUGAUGUCCCCCACUGGACGCUGGUGCGGGGCCCAUGUGGGCAUGUAUUGUGGCCAAGGAGAGAUCAUCCACUUCCAGGGCAAGAAUCCUGGUGGCCACAAGCUGCACACAUUUUUGGGCUACUGUGAAGGUGUUGUAUCUAAACAGGGGCAGCUCCCGGUGCUGCGUGCCCGGUGCUGCACUCCCACUGGCUUUGGCACAUGCUGCGUAAAUGCAGGGGGAUUGACCACUCUGUGCUAGAGUGCUGUGUACAUAAAGCCAUGGACGCUGACCCACCUUCCUAUCACCCAAUGCGGAGCAAUGGUGUGUACUUUGCACUACAUCUGCUCAGCUUGGACCCCCUACAAGAAGACCAGAGUCCCACUAGCCCGGUGUCAGUGGAUGUGGACUUGACUAUGGACUAGCCAUGACCUCAGGCAUGCCAAGGCGCUGGUGCCUUUAAGAACCUCAACGCCCUCCGCCCUGAUUGAUAAAUCCACGCGCUGCCUCCGCCACAGCAGAUUGCUGCCUCUGCAGAGCGCGGGCCGCGCCGCCGACCUCGCCUUCCCGGACUGCGUUCCCUUCCUCGACCCCAGCCGCAUCCCGGCCGCGCCAACUCCUCUCCAGCGAAGCUCUCUCCUCUGCUGCCUCAUGUCGGCCGCCCCCGCCUACAGCGACGACAAGGGCGGCUCUGCGGGCCCCGGGGAGCCUGAGUACGGCCACGACCCGGCGAGUGGCGGCAUCUUCUCCUCCGACUACAAGCGGCAUGAUGACCUGAAGGAGAUGCUGGACACCAACAAGGAUUCCCUCAAGCUGGAGGCCAUGAAGAGGAUUGUGGCGAUGAUCGCCCGGGGAAAGAAUGCCUCAGACCUGUUUCCUGCUGUGGUGAAGAAUGUGGCCUGUAAGAACAUAGAGGUGAAGAAGCUUGUCUACGUGUACCUGGUGCGCUACGCUGAGGAGCAGCAAGACCUAGCCCUGCUCUCCAUCUCCACCUUCCAGCGUGGCCUAAAGGAUCCCAACCAGCUGAUUCGUGCCAGUGCCCUCCGCGUCCUCUCUAGCAUCCGUGUGCCCAUCAUAGUGCCCAUCAUGAUGCUGGCCAUCAAGGAAGCUGCCUCAGAUAUGUCACCCUACGUGAGGAAAACAGCUGCCCAUGCCAUCCCUAAGCUCUACAGUUUGGAUUCUGACCAGAAGGACCAGCUGAUAGAGGUUAUUGAGAAGCUUCUGGCCGACAAGACCACGCUGGUGGCAGGCAGUGUGGUGAUGGCCUUCGAGGAGGUGUGCCCGGAGCGCAUUGACCUGAUCCACAAGAACUACCGGAAGCUCUGUAACCUGCUCAUCGACGUGGAGGAGUGGGGCCAGGUGGUCAUCAUCAGCAUGCUCACCCGCUACGCCCGCACGCAGUUCCUGAGCCCCACUCAGAACGAGUCUCUGCUGGAGGAGAACCCUGAGAAGGCCUUCUACGGCUCCGAGGAGGAUGAAGCCAAGGGCCCGGGGUCGGAGGAGGCGACUGCCACAGCUCUGCCCGCCCGAAAGCCCUACGUCAUGGACCCCGACCACCGGCUGCUGCUGCGCAACACGAAGCCGCUGCUGCAGAGCCGCAGCGCCGCGGUGGUCAUGGCGGUGGCGCAGCUCUACUUCCACCUGGCGCCCAAGGCGGAGGUGGGCGUCAUCGCCAAGGCCCUCGUGCGCCUGCUGCGCAGCCACAGUGAGGUGCAGUACGUGGUGCUCCAGAACGUGGCCACCAUGUCCAUCAAGCGCCGGGGCAUGUUCGAGCCGUACCUGAAGAGCUUCUACAUCAGGUCCACCGACCCCACCCAGAUCAAGAUCCUAAAGGUGAGUGUUGGACAGAAUCUGGGUCACUGUUGUGGUGUCCCACAGACCUACAUUCGCAGCAUGGACAAGGACUUUGUGGCAGCCACGAUCCAGGCCAUUGGACGCUGUGCAACUAACAUAGGCCGAGUCCGUGACACCUGCCUCAACGGCCUGGUGCAGCUGCUGUCCAACCGUGAUGAGCUCGUGGUUGCAGAGUCAGUGGUUGUCAUUAAGAAGCUGCUGCAAAUGCAGCCAGCACAGCACGGAGAGAUCAUCAAACACUUGGCAAAGCUCACAGACAACAUCCAGGUGCCCAUGGCCCGAGCCAGCAUCCUGUGGCUCAUUGGUGAAUACUGUGAGCACGUCCCCAGGAUUGCACCUGAUGUCCUGAGAAAAAUGGCCAAGUCCUUCACAGCAGAGGAGGAUAUUGUUAAGCUGCAGGUCAUCAACCUGGCAGCCAAGCUCUACCUGACCAACUCUAAGCAGACCAAGCUGCUGACCCAGUAUGUGCUGAGUCUGGCCAAGUAUGACCAGAACUACGAUAUCCGAGACCGAGCGCGCUUCACCCGGCAGCUCAUCGUCCCUUCGGAGCAGGGUGGGGCCCUCAGCCGCCAUGCCAAGAAGCUCUUCCUGGCACCCAAACCAGCCCCAGUCUUGGAGUCAUCCUUCAAAGACCGGGACCACUUCCAGCUGGGCUCACUGUCCCACCUGCUCAACGCUAAGGCCACGGGCUACCAAGAGCUCCCAGACUGGCCAGAGGAAGCCCCAGAUCCAUCUGUGCGCAACGUGGAGGUACCGGAAUGGACCAAGUGCUCAAAUCGGGAGAAGAGGAAGGAGAAGGAGAAACCCUUCUACUCAGACUGAGGGGAGUCAGGCCCCACAGAGUCUGCAGACAGUGACCCCGGGUCUGAGAGUGAAUCGGACAGUAAGAGCAGCAGUGAGAGUGGCUCUGGGGAGUCCAGCAGUGAGUCUGACAAUGAAGACCAGGAAGAAGACGAGGAGAAAGGGAGGAGUAGUGAGAGUGAACAAAGUGAGGAGGAAGGUAAGAAGAAGAUGAAGAAGAGGAAGAAGGUGUCAGAGGGACAAGGAGAAGGCACAUCCUCAGACGAGGGCAGCGAUUCCAGCAGCAGCUCAUCAGAGUCUGAGAUGACAUCAGAGACUGAGGAGGAGCAGGUGGAACCUGCCUCCUGGAGAAAAAAAACACCUCCCAGCAGCAAAAGUGCCCCUGCAGCCAAGGAGAUCUCCCUGCUUGAUCUAGAGGACUUCACCCCUCCAAGUGUCCAGCCUGUGUCUCCUCCCAUGGUUGUGUCCACCAGUCUGGCUACUGACCUGGAGGGCCUGACACUCACAGACUCUUCUCUGGUGCCCUCGCUGCUGAGUCCAGUGUUGGGUGUUGGGAGGCAGGAGCUGCUGCACCGCGUAGCUGGCGAGGGGCUGGCUGUGGACUACACCUUCAGCCGCCAACCUUUCUCCGGGGACCCCCACAUGGUGUCUGUGCACAUCCACUUCUCCAACAGCUCUGAUACCCCCAUCAAGGGCCUGCAUGUGGGCACCCCCAAACUGCCUGCUGGCAUCAGCAUCCAGGAAUUUCCUGAAAUCGAGUCCCUGGCACCUGGAGAGUCUGCCACUGCUAUCAUGGGCAUUAAUUUCUGUGACUCGACCCAGGCGGCCAACUUCCAGCUGUGCACCCAAACCCGACAGUUCUACGUCUCCAUUCAGCCACCUGUUGGGGAGCUGAUGGCCCCCGUGUUCAUGAGUGAGAACGAGUUCAAGAAGGAACAGGGAAAGCUGACGGGCAUGAAUGAGAUCACAGAGAAGCUCACGCUGCCAGACACCUGUCGGAGUGACCACGUUGUGGUACAGAAAGUUACUGCCACUGCUAACCUGGGUCGUGUCCCUUGUGGGACAUCUGAUGAGUAUAGGUUUGCAGGGAGGACACUGACCAGCGGGAGCCUGGUCCUGCUGACCCUGGACGCCCAGCCCACUGGAGCUGCCCAGCUGACCGUCAACAGUGAGAAGAUGGUGAUCGGCACUAUGCUGGUGAAGGAUGUGGUACAGGCUCUGACCCAAUGAUCCCAAGUGCUGUGACCUAUUUGGCCCUCACUUUUCCCUCCCUUGUGAUACCUAGGCUGUUAGCCUCUCUCUCUUCCUCUCUCAUAUCAGACUCCUCAUUCCAGAUACCAUCCAGGGGUCCUCUCUCUAUCUAGUCAUUGUCAGGCUCCCCCCAGUUUCCCCUCCCCAUGGGUUCCUAGGUGACCUGUGCAGAGGGAGGAGACAGCAGCUGCUCCAUUUAGUCCUCUCAGCUUUCGGUAGCUAUCUAUGUAGCAAAAUCUCAAUAAAACAUCUUCUCC
Molecule: messenger RNA, 4231 nt
Organism: Vicugna pacos (alpaca)
Lineage: Eukaryota; Metazoa; Chordata; Mammalia; Artiodactyla; Camelidae
Source: RefSeq, a predicted model, not a curated record